AUGACUCAAACUCACCUGAGCCUCACCGAGGAGCAGCAGCAGGAGCAGGAGGAGGAGGAGCACCAAAGGAAGGAGCAGGAACAGGAGGAGGAGCAGAAGCAGGAGGAGGAACACUGGGGAGAGCAACUGGAGGAGCACCUGGUGGAACAGCACAUGCAGCAGGAGGAGCAGCAGGAGGAGGAGCACCUGAAGGAGGAGCACCUGAAGGAGGAGCAGCAGGAGGAGGAGCACCUGAAGGAGGAGCACCUGGAGGAGCAUCAGGAGGAGCAGCAGCAGUGCAACAUGAGCAGUGAGAGGAAAGCUCUGCUGGAGAAGGCCUAUCCUGAAGUCCUGACCUUCUGCCGCGGACUCGGGCUCGUCUUCGAGGUGGUGGAUCUGCGCUGGGGUCUGAGGAGUUCUCCUUCUGUAGAACACGACGCCUGUGAACUUUUCCUCCACGAGAUCCAAACGUCCAAACGCAUCUCCACGGUCCCGGCUUUUGUCGCUCUUCUGGGAAACCGUUACGGACAUCGUUCUCUUCCUCGCUUCAUCUCGGAAAAACACUUCGACGUGUUUUCGUCCAAACUUUCCAAAAACACGGACGGCCUCAAACUCCUCGCUCAGUGGUACCUGAGGGACGCCAACGCCGUCCCGCCCACCUACGUCCUGCAGCCAAUCACGGCUCACCUCCCGCACUACGGCGACUUCUCUCCCGAAAACGCCACCAAACGAGAAGCCGACGUCGCCCGAUGGAAAUCCACCGAAACCCAACUCCUGACGCUGCUCCGGAACACGGCCACGUCCGCCCACAACAACGGAGAGCUCCCCCCACAGGACCGGCAGCGCUACUACACCUCAGACACAGAGCGAGAGUUGGAGUUGGGUUUGUGUUUGGACGACGCUGACUCUUCGUCUUCUUCUUCGUCGUCGUCGUUGAUCUUCGUGCGGGAGAUUCCUCAUCAGAAAGUCCGUGAGGGCCCCAGACGCUUCGCCAAGUUCAUGGACCUGACGGCGGACGGGAUCCUGGACGCCGAGGCGCAGACGCUCCUCGCCGCGCUCAAAGCUCGUCUCUACUCCGGACGCCAGAAGAUCCUGAACCUGCACUGCGUCGAGCUGUCGAAGGGCGGCGCCGUCGACCCCAAACGCAAGGAGCACGCGCAGUACCUGGAGAGUCUGUGCGAGCAGUUCGUGUCGCAGAUCAAGAGUCGGGUCGGCGCCGCUUUGGACGAGAAACGACCGAAACGCCAAAUCUGGGGGAGCGUCCGCGAAGAAGACGCGAAGGCGGACGUGACGGAGCCGCUCGCCGAGGAGGUCCGCCGCCACGUCAGCGCCGCCAUGGAGAUGUGCGAGGAGGGUCGGCGGCCGGAGGGUCUGCUGGGGAAGAUCUGCUUGACCAUGUGGGAGAUGACGAAGGUUCGCCACCCGCCGCUGGUGGUGCACGGCGGCGAGGGCUCAGGCCGGACGCUGCUGCUGUGCCAGUUGGCGCGGGAGAUGAGGGGCGUGCUGGAGAACCGCGCCGCCGUCGUGGUGAGGCUGCUGACGCUGCUCCACCCGUGGCGCUACGGCGUCGAGGACAUGCUCAGGAGCGUCUGCCGCCAGAUCUGCCUGGCGUUCGGCUUGGCCCCGCCCACCUCGCUCACCGCCGACACGCAUCUCGUUCGGUUUUUCCACAACGUCCUGGAGCAGGCGUCGCAGCAAGGAAACCACCUGCUGCUGAUCCUGGACGACGUCGACCAGCUCGCCGACAGGAGCGCCAAACUCAGGUGGCUGCCGUACGAACUCCCGCCCAACGUGCACCUGGUGGUUUCCGUGGAGACCAAAUCGGAGGCGUUCGCGAGGAUGCGUCUGCGGGCGCAGACGCUGGAGAACUUCUUCGAGGUGGAGCGUCUGGGGGCGGGCGACGGCGAGGCGAUGGCCGAGGCGUACCUGAGGGCGGCGGGGCGCACGCUGACGCCGGAGCAGAAGGAGUUUGUGCUGAAGAGUUCCGCGGCGUCGGGGAAUCCACUGCACCUGCACCUCAUGCUGUCGCUCGGGAAACGCUGGCGCUCGUUCACGGCGCUGGCCGAGCUGCGAUUGGCCGCCACCGCACAGGAAAUGACGUCACUGCUGCUGCAGACGAUGGAGGAACGACACGGACGAGAGCUGACGGCCGCCGCGCUUGGGUACAUCGCCCUCGCCAGGGAGGGGCUUCUGGAGUGCGAGCUGCGUGACGUUCUAUCGCUGGAUGAUGACGUCCUGAAGGAGGCGUACCGCCACUUCCUGCCCCCGAGCCCCGCCCUCGUGCGCCUGCCCCCCCUCCUGUGGGCGGGGCUAAAGUACGACCUCGCCGAACACCUGAGCGAGCGCUGGACCAAUGGCGUCGCUACGAUUGUCUUCAAAAACAGGCGUUUCUCGGACGUCGUCUCUUCUCGGUAUCUCACCUCUGAUCGUAAAGGUCGCGCUCUGAAGAUCCUGGCAGAGUUUUUCCUCGGCAGGUGGAGCGGGAAACGUAAACCGGUGUCUCUGCCCGGUCUGUCCCUGGUGCUGCCCGACCGGAAGGUCCCGCCUCAGCCGCUGUGGUUCGGCGCCGGAUUGGCCAACGUCCGAAAACUGCAGGAGCUGCCCUAUCACCUGCUGCACGCCGGGAUGUGGGAGGAGCUUAAACAGGAAGUCAUCGGUAACUCGGAGUGGUUGUUCUGUAAGAGUCGGGUCUGUGGAGUCCGGGCCGUGAUCCAGGACCUGGACCGGAGCUGGAGGAUCAUGGACUGUCCCGAGACCCGACUGAUCCGAGACGCUCUGGUCCUGCUCAGACCCAGUCUGGACUAUCUGGACGGGAACAUGGACAUGACGUUGUUCUUCUCGGAGCUUCUGUCUCGUCUGUGUUCGCUGGCGCCGCUGUACCCGUCUCUGAUUGGUCGGUUGUGUUCGGCGUGCGAGGCCUGGCUCCUCUCCUGCACCGAGCCCAACCUCAUCCCCCACAGCAGCUUCCUCCAGCCUCCAGGGGGCGCACUGACACACACACUCACCGGGCUGCAGGGAGACAUGACGUUGUUCUUCUCGGAGCUUCUGUCUCGUCUGUGUUCGCUGGCGCCGCUGUACCCGUCUCUGAUUGGUCGGUUGUGUUCGGCGUGCGAGGCCUGGCUCCUCUCCUGCACCGAGCCCAACCUCAUCCCCCACAGCAGCUUCCUCCAGCCUCCAGGGGGCGCACUGACACACACACUCACCGGGCUGCAGGGAGAUGUGUGUGUGGAGGAGGAUUUGGUCGUCGCUGGUUCAGACGACGGCGUCAUCGGAGUCUGGAGCCUCCCAGACGCACAACUACUACACACACUCCUCGCACACACAGCGGCCGUUCUGGUGGUGCGUGUGACUGGCUCCGCCCUCUGCGUCUCAUUGGCCGCUGACGGUUCGAUGAGGAAGUGGGAUUUGCUUCGGGGGAAACAGGAAGUGAGCGCGGACGACGUGUUGGCGACCGACUGCGGCUGCGUCCGACUGAGCGCGUGCGAGAGGACGGGCCGACUGACCGUGCACACCGACACGCAGGUGAAGUUCUUCGGUCUGGACGACUUCUCGCUCUUGUCCUCGAUCUCGGACUCAGACUGUCAGAUCCUCGGGGUUCUGGACGACUCUGUGGUCUCUCUGUGUGGACCCGGUUUAGUCCGGAUCACCCAGGCCCUGGACCCGACCAAAGACCCCGUCACAACCCAAGACAAGACCAAGAACCCGGAGCGUCCCCAGGCCCCGGGCAGGACUCUGACCGUCUGCUCGUCUGUGGCUCUGAGCCGGAAGCAGAAGGUCCUGGUGGUUUUCAGUGAAGGAGUCCUUUACCAGAUUUCCAAAGACGGAGGCUACAGCUCCGUGAAGUUUCCUCUGACUCCUUCUCUCUUCUCUGUGUCCAAGGACGAGAAGAUCCUCCUGGCAGGCUCGGACCUGGUUCUGGUCCUGUUCCGUCUGGACCUGGACCGUGUGGAUCGGUUCUUGGAGCUGGUUCAUGAUGACGAGGUUCUGUCGGCGUGUGUCUCCCCAGACUCCAGGAUCCUCUACAGCGGCGCCAAGGACCAGGUCAUCCGGGUUUGGUCCAUCACCACCGGCGCUCUCCUGGACUCGCUCUGUGGUCUGGACUCUCCGGUCUCGUCCCUGUCGCUCCUGUCGGACCUGGUCGUCUCCGCCUCGUCCUCGUCCACCGCCGUCAAACUCUGGACGCUCCGAUACGACACGCGCCACAAACCCCCCGCCCACAUCCCCACAGGCUCCGCCCACUGCGCCCUCACCAGAGACGCCGACCGGGUCUUCUACGUCCAGAACCAGGGACACCACGAAGUCCUGAGCUGGAGCCCCGAGACAGGCGGGGUCACGGAGCGCAUGGCGGUGUCGGUGGCGGUGUCGUGUCUGGAGGUGGGGCAGGUGAAGCGUCUGCUCGUCUGCGGUCUGGUGAGUGGGACGGUCUUCGUCUACCCCCUGUCGCAGCCCGAGGAGACCCUGUGCAUCCCGCCGCCCGAGAGUCUGAGUCCGGUCCGGACUCUGGCCCUGAGUCCCAGCGAGCGGCUCCUGAGCGUCGCCUACGAGGACCAGGUCUGCGUCUUCACCCUGACCUCCAGAGACCUGCUCCCCGCCAUCGAGGGCCCCACCGCCAGACUCGUCCUGGGCCUCCUGCACGGACCCCUGACCUGCUGCGGCCUGCUCAACGACCAGAGGUUCAUCUACGGGACGAGCUGUGGCGAGGUCCGAGUCCAUGACUUCAGGUCGGGUUCUGGUCGGGUUCUGGAGUCUCACCGGAGCCGCGUGUCGUGUGUGACUCUGAGUAACUGGGAGAGUCACGUCCUGAUCGGCUCCGACGACACCACCCAGAGACUGUACACGCUGAACCCGCCGCGCCUGCAGCACGUCAUGGACUACAAGGGUUUCUUCUUCGAGGGAGUUCUCUGCGCCGCGUUCUCCGACAGCGACCAGUUUGUGUUCACCGGCUCCAGAGACAGAACCAUCAAAGUGUGGGGGGUCUCCACAGGGAAGCUCCUCCUGGUUCAGUUCGUGUACUUUCCCGUGGUGCGGAUGGUUUCCUUCAGGAACGGUUUCGUGGCGUUGUCCAGACAGGGGACGAUCAUCAGGGAGAGCUUCAGGUGCCCCGACCACAUCAGCCCCGACUACAACCCGCUGAGGACGGUGCGGGCGCAGUACAGGGUCACGUCCCACACCGGCGACGCCCGCGACCCCGACCCCGAUGACCCCGUCGACCCCGAGGAGCGGGGGCGGGGCCACGGCCAACAGGGGGCGGAGCUGCAGCAGUUUAACCCCGCCCACCUCAGCCUGAUGGACGUGAUGAAGUCCAAACCGUCGCCCACCUGUGUCCUCCUGUAGCACCUUCGGACUUUUCCAAGAACAAAAGCGUCUUCAUCAGCUCCAGUUCGUGAAGUUAUAACGAUCAGGAUUUAUUCUUUAUUUUUCAUAUUUGACAUUGUACGAUCGUGAAAACCAGACGUGUGUUUCUGUGGUUCAGACGAGGACAGAGCUCCGACUGUGACGCCUCAGAAAGUUCAGGGAGCUUCACGUUAAACCAGCGCAGAUUUAAGAAGCUGAACAGACUUAGGCUGCGUUCAGACUGCACCUGAAGUGACCCAAAUCCGAUUUUUUGUCUCUAUGUUCCUGUAUCUGAUCUUUUAAUGACGUCUGAAUGGCACAGAUCAAAUGUUUUCAAAUGUGACCCAGGACACUUGGAUCUGUGCUCCUGAAACUGAUCCAUAUCUGAUCUUUAACAUGUGACUUCAGUGUGAACGGUCAGGUCACAUUCAUCCACCUACACGUCAUCAACAAGACACAAACGUCACUAUUCUGCGCUGAAGCAGGCGGAAACCGGAACUGUAAAAUCUCCAGGUGCUCGAUGCUGCGUCCAUGUUUGGACAACUUCCAUAAACACAGAGACGCUCGCUGCGGUUGACGUCAUCGUGUCUCCAGUGUCACAUGUGGGACACUUUCGGGCCGUUUACCGUUCACACUGGAGUCACAGACAAGUCGCAUUUAAUUGGAAAUGUGAACGACCUCGCAAAAACAUCGGAUUUCACAAAAAAAUCGGAAUUGAGUAUUAAGCCCUGCAGUCUGAACGUAGCCUUAGAGUUUUCUGACACUAUAGAUCAUUGUGUACAUAUAUAUCCACACUUCUCACAAUAAGUUAGGGAUAUUGUGAGAGAGUCAGUAAAUGUCAUAUAUACGUGUUUCUUUCACUUCAGACAUUUUUGGGAUAGGGAGGCAUUUGUAUUGGGGUGAUAGACACACCUCAUUUUGGGUUUUUCACGUAAUAGUCUCACUGUGGACAGUGUGUCUUACAUAUUGGGGCCAAACCCCUUUUCAAUGUGGCAUAAAUUUCAACAUUCUGUGGGUAUAAAAAGCUGGUAUUGUCAAGUCAUUCCAAGUUCACAAUUCAAACGGCCGUGAACACACGACGUCACUUAACGGAGGAGCAGCACUUAGCCAGAGCGCGUCUUCGAGGGGUGUGGCAGGCAGGCAGAUGUUGCUCGUGAACUCGGUGUGUCUCAAAGUGUCAUCAGCAGACUUGCAUCAACACACAGAACGACUGGCAGAGUUGGUGACGGACCCAGGAGAGGAGCCUCAUGAGUGACAGACCACAACGAUGACCAGUACCUAAGGACCUGUGCACUCAGACAUCGUUAUGCAACUGCCACACAGCUGCAGGCUCCUUCACGAGAUGUGAGGGGCACUAGGGUUUCCAGACAAACCAUUCGCAACCAACUCCACCACUUUGGCUUGAAUGCCAGACGACCGUUGCAGGUGACUCCACUGACAUCAAGUCACCGCCGUGAACGUUUGCAGUGGACACGAGACCAUGUGACCUGGACAAUGCAGCAGUGUCCACCGUCCUGUUCACUGAUGAGUGUCGGGUCACUUAGCACAGAAAUGAUGAUCGUCAGUGUUGCUGGAGAAGGUGAGGUGAGCGACACGCCGAGGUCAACAUGGUCCUCAGGGUUCAGUUUGGUGGAGGAGGUGCAACAGUCUGGGCAGGCAUCACCAGUCAGAGCAAAACAGAUGUGGUUACUGUCGAUGGCUCAGUCACUGCACGUUCUUACCUCAGAGACUUCACAGAACCCAUCACCAUCCCCAGUUCCGCCAGCAAACCCCCAACUUUCUGUUCAUGGAUGAUAAUGCUCCACCACAUCGUGCCAGAAUUGUCACAGGUCGUCUUCAGGAGGUCAGAGUGCCUCACAUGGUACGACCAGCACUGCCCCCUGACCUGAACCCCACAGAGCACGUCUGGGACCAGCUGAAGCAGAGACUGGACGAUCAUACCCCACCCCCACAUGACCUGACAGAACCGUGUGUAGCACUGGUGGAAGAGUGGAACACACUGCCUCAGAACAACAUCCUGAGGUUUGUGAGGAGCAUGAGACGUCGCUGUCAAGUUGACAUUACGGCAAAAGGUGGAAACA
Messenger RNA from Boleophthalmus pectinirostris (great blue-spotted mudskipper), 7394 nucleotides. RefSeq names its product NACHT and WD repeat domain containing 1 (gene nwd1). The record is from RefSeq and is a predicted model, not a curated record. Bases 1 to 5313 code for a protein of 1770 amino acids. NCBI's taxonomy places the organism in Eukaryota, Metazoa, Chordata, Actinopteri, Gobiiformes, Gobiidae. Gene Ontology annotation, molecular function: protein binding. The transcript is spliced from 23 exons.